Aplysia californica (California sea hare) is the source of this 4624-nucleotide messenger RNA. RefSeq lists its product as uncharacterized. Bases 989 to 3502 code for a protein of 837 amino acids. The record is from RefSeq and is a predicted model, not a curated record. The transcript has a single exon. Gene Ontology annotation, biological process: cell differentiation; anatomical structure morphogenesis; regulation of DNA-templated transcription. Gene Ontology annotation, molecular function: DNA-binding transcription factor activity, RNA polymerase II-specific; RNA polymerase II cis-regulatory region sequence-specific DNA binding. Lineage: Eukaryota; Metazoa; Mollusca; Gastropoda; Aplysiida; Aplysiidae.
UGGCUUCGAGUCAGUACAAUCAGCUGACUCUCUGCUGGAGCGCGCAGACACACAUUUUUCAGAGAACGAUUUGUGACUGAAAGAGAAAUAAUAUUACUGAAGAAUUGUGUUGUGUGUUCUCUUGGAUACCAUCGGAGAUAUCUCAGUGAUUUUGCAGACGUUUUUAACCUUUAUUUGUAUAAAGAGACAGCAGCCAAAUUUCACCUGUCAUACUCUGUUCGUAAUCAAGUGACCUGGUUUUAUAAAGUGCGCCCUACUAUUUACACCGAGGGAAACAUUAACAUUUCGACUUGGCAUUCUUCCAGAGACAAGACCUACAUAACAUUCCUGGGGUCGGAUAUUGCCCCGUGAGACAUUUUUAUGUGAGUGAACAAAUGGGCAAACAUAAACAUCUUAUCAGUGAACAAAUCCCCAAUGGUUUUGCCACUGCUCUUGUUUUAGUGUUAUUGUUUCAUUUUACUUCGUCUGCAAACUUUGUGAACUCCUUCCGUGUUUCAUUCUUCCAAAGAACUGGAGUGGUGCUAUUUUCACAAAUGAACGGAUUUUAAUGGUGAAGUGUUGUAACUGUACUGCCAGAGGUGAGUGGCCAGACUUUUUAAUAACUAAUAAGUCACCUACUUUAGUAGUUUCACGGACGAAUACAGCCCUGCUGGUUAGUAUGUGUGUGAGGUGUACCCACCACAGUAGCGUACAAUCGCUUUCCCAUACGCUUUCAAGUCGACUGAGCCCCGCGUCUCGUCUGCGGUUGAAAGUGACGACGGGAUUUUAGCUCUCAAAAUGAAAUAAGACCUUAGGGUGGAGAACAACGGCAUCAGGUAGAAAAUCGACAGACCCUUACUACUUAGAUCUAGUUCCUCGAGCAAGAAAGUUCUUUAGCACGCUAUAACGCACACUCUAGACAUUACUAUUAGCAAGGGGACAUCUAGACUCCACCAGCAGGAUACAAGAAACUAUUAAGUUUUGUCUGAGAACUCAAAAAACAGCAGAUAUGCAGCGACGUGGGUGUCCUAUCGAAUCGGACCAUAUGUACGACCGCACCAGCAAACCCAACGCUGACGAUUUGUUGUAUGGCUUCGGGAACCAGACAACGUCCCUCACAGACCCCAUGCUGUGCGGGAACAUCGAGGAUGAUUUUAACAGAUUUCUCGUCUCCACAACCGAGUCCAACAGCCCGAUGCCUGCACUGGCCUUGACCCAAAGUUCUUCUCACUUUACCCUCCCUGUUGACAGUUUGCUGAACCCCGAGCCAGGAACUUUUUCAUCUGAUCUGGCGAUGUGGGGCAAUCAUGAACGAAAGAGGGUUAAGUCUAUCAAGGAGGAGGACGAUGAUACGGAUGUGUUCUCGUCUUCUGCGAGUAAUGUCGAUAUAGAUCUGGAUCUAGAGGAUUUUGACUCCAAGAGCACCUGCUCUCCUGUGAUGGACAUCAAGCGUGAGCUGGGGGAAGACAUGGAACUGGAUGACAAUGUCUCGAGUUUGGGUUCGCCGGGAAGCCAGAAUGGUGAGCAGAUAAAUCGCCUGGGCCUCAGCGUUACUGAAGCAAGGGAUUACGUCGAGAUGAAGUACAUGAAGGCAUCGGGAUUGCCCCGAAGUGAAUGGUGUCAUCAAGACAAAAUCAAACACAUUCUAAAUCUGAGCGACUGUUCCGAUUACACCGUUGAACAUGUUCUCAGUUUUGACAGAAAAUGUAAAGAGACAGCCCAUGCAUGUGCGAAGAUUGUACAGAAUAUACAAAUACAAUAUAGAUGGGACUGUGUUGAGCCGGAAGACAUUCCUUGUUGUUAUACAAUAGUAUCAGACUGCAAGAAAACAGGGGGAAGGACGAAACCGCCCCGUCCAAUGAAUGCUUUUAUGAUAUGGUCUCAGGGAGCCCGCAGGAUGAUCAACGAGCUGUGCCCCCGCAUGCAGAAUGCCGACAUCAGUGCAGCUUUGGGAGAAGCCUGGCGACUGAAACCCGACGUGCUCAAGCGUCAUUUUGAGGAGGAAAAGGUCAAACUAAAAAGAUUCCAUAAUGCAGAGUUCCCGAGUUACAAGUACAAACCCCUCACAAAAGUCCAGAAAGCUAAAGAAAAACAAGCGCAGUCGCUUUCUAAAGCGAAUGCGAGAAGCGCCAUUCAGAAAGGGAAGAAAAGAGCAGCAAAAAGUCCAGCUCCCUCUGAGAAUAUACAAGACGGGGCGCCAACGCCCAAGAGACCAAAAGGAGGACGCCCCAAGAAAUCCAGCGUCGACCAACAGCCUAAACGACGUACAAAGGAGCUCCCCUCUUACACCUCAACCGUAGGCACAUCUCCGACAAAGCCUGCAAUCAAAGACAAAUUGACUUUAAAAAUCUUAGACCGGCGCUCCAAGGGCGUGAGUCCGCCACCUCCUUUGCAGGGUGUUAUUCACGGCGCUUUUGGACAGCCCAGCCCCCCAGAGGUCACCAGUCCAGAACUAUUAAGGAUCUUCAAGGAGGAGCCUAUCGAGACGGUCGCCAUGGAUCAACGAUCUGUCUGUUUGCAGAGCCAGGUGGUCAGGAGUCCCGUGCGCUCCUCUGUGUAUCUCACACCGGUGAGCUCUCCCGCCUCGGGGACCGAGGAGCAGAGACUGAGCCCCCCAAACGUCGAUGCGUGCUCGUCGCCACUGCGAAACCUAAACAAGCUGCCGCGCCAGCUAUCGUCAUCACCACCAUUAUCAGCGUCAUCACCAUCAUCUUCAUCGACAUGUUCUCCUCAACCGACCGCCGUCCCCCAAUUUAUUUCGAGGCCCAACAACCCCAGCCCCUCCUCUCUUGCCCAUAGCAUGACAUCCACCACCGCCCGAAUGCCAUACAUAUCUGCAAUGCUGGCGGCACCGGCGAAAACGCUUUCGCAGUCUCUUCCCUCAACAGACAUUAAGCCUACAUUGCCCGUGGUCAUGAGCUCUCCCAGUGUGACAACGAGGACUCUGCCCGCUGAGGUCUACGCCCCUGUAACCCAGGCCUACCCGAGCUUUGGAUCACCCUUCCUUGCCAACAAUGCCAGCUCCUCCCCAAACCUGAACAGCACAAGCGACUUCGCUGGCUUUGAUGACGGCCCAAUACAUGUUGAGACCCGCGUUGAAGGCGUAGAUGGUCCCAUUUCAGUUAUCCUUCAACCCAUCCGUAACGUCCCCAGUGACCCCGUAGGCGGGUUUACACCACCUGCUGGUUACCUUUCACCGUACGGCAUUGGCAACAGUCACGAAAUCGCUGCCAGAAAUGGCAACGAGGUAGCAGUCGGUAACGUCAACGAAAACACUACCAGCAAAAGCAGCGUAGACUCUUUUCUUGAGAACGUGGCAGACCCGAGUUUCAACCUAAGUCUUGAGGCCAUUUUAGCUUGUGUCAAUGAGCAAAACUCCAGUGGAACGUCGUUCCUUUCAACGUCAGUGGAGCCGGACAUGGGUACAAGCAUAGAUGACAUUGACAUUUCUCCUACUGAGCCCUUUUUCCCGGAUGAAUGCUGGACCAGGAUAGUUAAACAGAUGGAAGGGGAACAAGAUUGAGGCAGGUGCCCAAACUGUGUUACUUUGAGUGUGUGUAUGUGUGUGUGUGUGUGUGUGUGUGUGUGUGUGUGUGUGUGUGUGUGUGAAUGAACGCACAUAAACCCACCGCGCCUCAGGUCCUCGUUCCCGAGCGGUGCUGAUCGGCUGGGAUUCAUAGACUUGAUGGAAUUCUAUUCAGCAAUUCUUCGUUGGAGCCUGUAAAAUGUUUCGGACUUUCAGCAAUUAAUUCUUGGUGCCUGCAAUGUACAUUCGGAGCAGCGACAGUAUCACGUUGAUUCAAAGACUUGCCACCAACUUUCUUUUCAUGGCUCAGAGUAGAUAACUGUCUCGCUGUCUGAUUCUCAUUCUUUCAUCAUUUUUGUUUAAUCGACAAUGCCUUUAUGACUCACAUCCCAAUGUCAUGCUGUGAAAAACACUCUCUGGGAUUUAAAACAAAACAAAACAAACAUCCUUGGCAGCCCUGUGAUUAUUUGUUGUGAGACAAUUUUAUUUCUGAGAAAGUCGUCAUAUCGUCGGAGAACAAUUAAUUAAGCAACUGUAUCAUUGAAGAAAGUUUUGUGUUCUCUAUAACAUUACUGCUGUAUAUAUAUUUUAUGGCAAUAUCAAGGACACUUGCAAAACCUCUUUAUAUGAAUAAGUGAAGAAACAUUCAGUCCUCCCUGUUUCGAUUGGCGGAUAAUAUGUUCAUGAUGUGUUAUAUAGACAAGUAUCCUUACGCUCACUGCUUCAUCAUUCAAAGACUCUAGUAAAACUACCUCGCUCUGUUUGGACUUCUCACAGCAUAAUUCUAUGGUAUGUUGGCAUUCUGUUGUACAUACAGCUUGAUGGCAUCUUAUCUUCUCAUUCAUCGUUUGUUGGUGCCAACUACUGUGUCCGGAGGUAGCGGACGUCGUUAUACUCGCAAGUGAGUGCAUAAUUGGUCAUCUAUAAUACGUAUGUCGUAUGUUAGCCACAGUUAGAUUUGGUCAGCUUUGUUUACCCCAGUGCUUGGUCAUGAACCCCCUCCCCUCCACCUCCACCCCACCCCCUUUCCACAUCCCUCCAGCCAAUGUAUUAUUCAUCCAUUCACCAACCACUCCCCUCCCAUUUUGACUUUUCUACUGGCAUGUAUAAUACGCAGUG